AAUUCUUGUAACAGCUCAUCUUCAUAGUGUAAUAAAACUAAUUUUUAUUUUCACUUCAGAGAAAAAUACAAAUUCUUAUUUUUUUUGUUCUAUGCCGUCACGAACACUCCCGUCGCCGGCACCGGUAAAUUCACCGUUCUCUUCCUCCGUCGCUUCUCACCAUGAUAGAACCACCACACGCAUCGUCCCUCCGCUUGCAGCUGUAGGUUUCUCUCUCUUCAUAACUCUCUCCAUCUGUUUCUGCAAAUUCAACCGUAAACGCCGAUCUCCCGCCGCCGUAACCUCAUCCUCGUCACCACCGCAGAAACCUCCGUUACAUGAAUUUUCCUACUCAUCUCUCCGUAAAGCCACCUCCUCUUUCUCACCGGAGAAUCGACUUGGUCAAGGCGGAUUCGGCUCUGUCUUCCGUGGAACUUUAUCUCCUUCCUCCGGUGGAAAUGUCGCCGUUAAGGUAAUGGAUUCAGGUUCUCUUCAAGGAGAAAGAGAGUUUCAAAACGAGCUUUUCUUCGCCGGUAAGCUUGAUUCUCCUCAUGUAGUUUCCGUUAUUGGCUUCUCUCGACGACGAAGCCGUUUGAUUCUUGUCUACGAGCUUAUGGAUAAUGGAAAUCUUCAAGAUGCUCUUCUUCUUCGUAAAUCUCCUGAGCUUAUGAUAUGGAAUAGAAGAUUUCUUGUUGCCAUUGAUAUAGCUAAAGGGAUUGAAUAUUUACAUAGCUUGAAUCUUCCUGUGAUUCAUGGAGAUUUGAAACCUAGUAAUAUACUGUUGGAUCGAUUCUUCUCUGCUAAGAUCUCUGAUUUUGGUUUAGCUAGGUUGAAAUCUGAACAUGUUGAAGUUAAAGUAGCAUCGGAGAGUGAUGAAGUCAAUGUAGUGGAAGAUUAUGGAUCUGUAGUUGAAGAAGUGGAGAGUGUGGUUACUAAUACUACUGGUUAUGAUGAAUCUAACUUUGGAUUCACUGAUCAGUCUCCGGUGCCUCUGUCAUCGCCGGAGAUGGUGGCACAGGCGCCUAUGGCAUCGCCGGAAACAGUUGUAUCUGUUUCGCCGGAAAUGGGGGAGAAAGUUAGUGUUGAGAAGAAGAAGAGUAGUAAGAAAUUAGAAUGUUGCUUUUCGUUGGAUGAAGAGAAGGAGAAGGGGAAGAAGAAGAAGAAUCGGAGAAUGGUGAGAGAUUGGUGGAAAGAUGAGUAUCGGAAAGAGCUUGCUAAGCGAAUGAAGAAGAAGAAGAAGAAGAAAACGUUGGAGUCUGAGUUUUAUAGUGAUGAUGUGAGUGGAAGUGUGGAUCAAAGGCGGCGCGGGGAUGAAGAAUUGUAUAGGAAGAAAAGGAGAGGUGGUAGUAGUAAUAGUAUAGGAAGUAGCAUAGAUUGGUGGUUAGAUGGACUAAGCGGUGAACAAUGGAGAGCACGUCGCAGAAACAGUCAAGAUUCAGUUAAGAGUUGCGGAGUCAGUAGCACGCCGAGUAUGAGAGGGACAAUGUGCUACGUUGCUCCUGAGUGUUGUGGUAAUAACAUAGAUGAUGUGUCUGAAAAAUCUGAUGUGUAUAGCUACGGAGUUUUGUUGUUAGUCCUGGUUUCAGGAAGGCGGCCGCUGGAAGUAACUGGACCCGCGUCUGAGAUCAUGUUGCGUGCUAAUCUCAUGUCGUGGGCAAGGAAACUUGCGAGAAGAGGGAGACUCGGUGAUCUGAUAGAUGAAAAGCUGCAGUUGUUAGACAAAGAACAAGCGGUUUUGUGCAUUAAGGUGGCUUUGCAGUGUUUGCAAAAAUCCCCGGUUUCACGACCAUCAAUGAAAGAUGUUCUAGAAAUGCUUACAGGAGCGAUGAGCCCACCGGAUUUGCCUACAGAAUUCUCACCAUCACCGCAGACUCGCUUCUCGUUCAAGACACGAAGGAAGCAUAAUCGGUAGAGAGGUUUCUUUGGUGAUGGAUGUGUGUGAUGAUUUAGAGCAUUUGUUCUACAACACCUUCUUUGUUAGUUAGUGAUGUGUAGUGUUCGAGCCACUUGAUUUGUUUGCACAACUCUGUUUUCGCUUCGAAUAUCUUAUUAUAAUUAAUUAAUGUAGUUUAGUGAUCAUUUUCUUGUAAAA
Molecule: messenger RNA, 2071 nt
Organism: Arabidopsis lyrata subsp. lyrata
Lineage: Eukaryota; Viridiplantae; Streptophyta; Magnoliopsida; Brassicales; Brassicaceae
Product: receptor-like serine/threonine-protein kinase At4g25390
Exons: 2
Coding region: 92-1891 (599 amino acids)
Biological process (GO): protein phosphorylation
Molecular function (GO): ATP binding; protein kinase activity
Source: RefSeq, a predicted model, not a curated record